Glossina fuscipes is the source of this 900-nucleotide messenger RNA. RefSeq names its product vesicle transport protein USE1 (gene Use1). Bases 98 to 805 code for a protein of 235 amino acids. Gene Ontology annotation, cellular component: endoplasmic reticulum; SNARE complex. Gene Ontology annotation, biological process: retrograde vesicle-mediated transport, Golgi to endoplasmic reticulum. Gene Ontology annotation, molecular function: SNAP receptor activity. The record is from RefSeq and is a predicted model, not a curated record. Lineage: Eukaryota; Metazoa; Arthropoda; Insecta; Diptera; Glossinidae. The transcript has 2 exons.
AGAAGCAGACUUUUAUUUACAAGAAGUCAAAAGAAGUUAUGUGACGUGGUGUAUGUUUUAUGAUGAAUGUGAAAUAUGAGAAUAUAAAAAACCAAAAAUGGCCGCAAAGUUGAACGUAAAUAUACGAACUUUGUUAAAUGAUUGUGAGGAAUUGGCUGCUGACAAAAGCAAUUAUUGGCGGUUACGAAAGUUCAUAAAAUCUUUGGAUAUAAUGAUACAGGAACUUAGCGACAUGGAUGAAAAUGAGAAAGUCCCAAUUUAUAACCGAAGAUUAGACAAUUUAAAGGCGAAAAUUAAUUAUAUAGAAAGUUCACCUCAAGCUAACAAUUUACAUGCUGUUCGACAAAGAGGAGCAGCUGCAGAAUCGGGGGAUGACGCUUUAAGAGAAAUACGUCAGUUGCAGGCUACGAAACAAUAUGCUGAAGAGCGUAGAGAAUUGUUGGAAGAAAGCGUACGUAAACGUAAACCUUUGCAGAACGAUAGCGGUGAACAAAGCGAAGCCGUCAAAUAUAUGCGUGAGAAUCAAAAAAAAAUCACAGAGCAUAUGUUGUCUUUAACGAGAAAUCUUAAGCAGCAAACAGUAACUGCCAAUCAAAUUAUCAAGAAAGAUACUGAAAUGGUUUCACAUUCCUCUGGUAUGGCAGAUCGUAACAUAGGAGCUUUGAAUAAAGAAACGGAGAAACUGGAGGAUCAUUCUCGUAACGCUUGGAAGUGUUGGAUGUGGAUGAUGAUAACAUUUGUUAUAGUAACAUUCAUAGGUAAAAAUUUCAUAAAUUUCCAAAGGAAGAAACUAAUAUCUUUGUGAAAUCUUGUUGCAGGCAUGGUUUUAUUUAUGAAAAUAGUGAAGAAAAAGAAAUAUUAGUAUCGAGUCGGGACUUGAAUAUGAAAGAUUGAAAAUGU